CAACAGCCUGGCCCCGAGGUCGGGCGGCUCGGCGAGGCUGCUGCACCUACGGGAGACCUGCCCGGCGUCCGUCCCAAUUACGGGUGGGACCGUGGGCACGGCCUGGCGCCGCAGCUCCUCCGCCCUCGGCCCCGAAAGGUAUUGACUGAUGCUACCUGGAUGAAUUUGGCCAUCUUCUAGGAGACUUGAAUAUUAAAUUUCUGUAAGCAUAUGAACCAGUUCUCUCUUGUUGGAAGCCAUGCUGAAAUUCCGAGAGGCUGCUAAGUAUGCGAAUGAAUCAAUAGCCAUUUCUACUUAUCCAAAGACUUUGAUUGCAAGAAGAUAUGUGCUUCAACAAAAACUUGGUAGUGGAAGUUUUGGGACUGUCUAUCUGGUUUCAGACAAGAAAGCAAAACAAGGAGAGGAAUUGGAAUUAUGGAAAAAAGCAUACAUAUUACUAUGUAUGGAAAUAUGUUUUCAUAAUUUGGUGGGAGAAGAAAGAGAGAGGAGAAAGGUACUGAAGAAAAUCUCUGUUGGAGAACUUAAUCCGAAUGAGACUGUGCAGGCCAAUGUGGAGGCCCAGCUCCUUUCCAAGCUGGACCAUCCAGCUAUUGUCAAGUUCUACACCAGCUUUGUGGAGCAAGAUAAUUUCUGCAUUAUUACGGAGUACUGCGAGGGUCGAGACCUGGACUGUAAAAUUCAGGAAUAUAAAAAAGCUGGCAAAACCUUUCCAGAAAGUCAAAUAAUAGAAUGGUUUAUCCAGCUAUUGCUAGGAGUUGACUACAUACAUGAAAGGAAGAUACUUCAUCGAGACUUGAAAUCGAAGAAUAUAUUUCUGAAAAACAAUCUGCUUAAAAUUGGAGAUUUUGGAGUUUCUCGACUCCUAAUGGGAUCCUGUGAUCUAGCUACCACUUUAACAGGAACUCCACAUUACAUGAGUCCGGAGGCUCUGAAACACCAAGGCUACAACACAAAGUCGGACAUCUGGUCUCUGGCAUGCAUUUUGUAUGAGAUGUGCUGCAUGAAUCAUGCAUUCACUGGCUCCAAUUUCUUGUCCAUUGUUUUAAAAAUUGUUGAAGGUGACGCGCCUUCUCUCCCCAAGCAAUAUCCAAGAGAAUUGAAUGCCAUCAUGGAAUGCAUGUUGAACAAGAGUCCUUCGCUAAGACCAUCUGCCAUAGAAAUUUUAAAAAUCCCUUACAUUGAUGAACAACUACAGCACCUGAUGUGUAGAUACUCGGAAAUGACUCUGGAAAACAAGAAUUUGAAUUGUCAGAAGGAAGCUGCACAGAUAAUUAAUGCCAUGCAGAAAAAGAUCCACCUGCAGACUCUGCGGGCACUGUCUGAAGUGCAGAAAAUGACACCGAGAGAAAGGAUGCGGCUGAGGAAGCUCCAGGCAGCUGAUGAGAAGGCCAGGAAGUUGAAAAAGCUUGCAGAAGAAAAAUAUGAAGAAAAUAACAAACGAUUGCAAGAGUUGAGAUCUCGGAACUACGGGCAGCUGACUGUUGAUGUACUCCAUGAAUUUGAUGACCUGACUUCAGAGAACCUACCUGAAUCUCAGCCCAUUCCUUCCUUGGACCUUGACCCACUUGAAUCAAGUAUAGAAGACACCUUAACUGACCUUGGAGAUCAUGAGAUCCCGGAAGACCCGCUUGUGGCUGAAGAGUAUUAUGCUGAUGCGUUUGAUUCCUGUUCUGAAGAAAGUGAGGAGGAGGAAGAAGAAAUAAUGUUCUCAGCACCGGAGGAAGAGGUCAAGGACGAGGGACCCCGGCCUGCUCACAGAAUAUUCCAACAGGACAGCGAUAUCGAAGCACUGGUCAGGUGUUUGGAAAAUGUCCUGGGUUGCACCUCUCUAGACACAAGGACCAUGACCAGCACAGCUCCAGACAUGUCCCCGGGACCAGCAACAUUCAACAGCACAGGGGCCAGGACCAAGAUGAAACACAUGAAGGAGUCACAAGACAUGGAUUCCAUCUUGCUUUCUCUUGGAUCACUCACUCUGAAGGAAGCGGCCACCAUGUCUCGAGGACACCCAAGCAACUUUAUGGAGACGUCUAUCUGGCGUAAAAUUGAGGCUUCUGCCAAUAGCCAGCACCAAGUUGAGCCACCUGGGAAGCAAAUUCUCCAGCCCUAGGCAAGCCAUCAUUUGACUGCAGCCCUUGCUGACGUCUUGACUAAAAGCAUCACAAGAAACCCUGAGCCAGAACCAUCCAGCUAUCAGUGACCCACGGACGCUGAAGGAGUAAGUGUUCACUGUUGUGUAAAUCACUCCAUUUCACAGUAUGAUGCAGUAAUAGAUCACUUAUAGAGCAAAGCUCAGAUUUGGGCUGUUGAGUUUGUCUGCUGUGUUCUGUAGCCAGGGCCAGCCCCCUAAAGAGGUCUCAGCAAAGCGUGGCUUUUGGCUGUGUCAUGGGACUGUGUGGAGGGCAGGUUUGAAUGGGGUGAGGCUGGAGGCAGGGCAAGGAGGCAUUUAGCUGGGGUCCAGGUGAGAAAAGGUGAAGUCAGGGCCUUGUGGAGACAACACAAGGGAACCAGGAGAACUGAGGACUGACUGGGGGGUGUCUGUGAGGACUCCUAGGUUCCUAGCAUGGGUGACUGGGCCAUUCACAGAGCCGGGGAUGCAGGAGCUGCAGGGGGAGUGGGGAAAGAAACACCGAGUCCAUUCCUCGGUGUGUUGGGUGUUCGGGGUGCUUGUGGGGUAUUCAGGUGAAGAGGUCCAGGCAUGAAGCUGGAGGUGUCUGUAAAGUUCUUAUAAUCAAUGGAUCCACCUAAUGAACUCCAGACAACACAGCAGUGGGUAUUUUAAUGCUGGACCUGCAAACAACUAGAGUAGGGCUGCCUUCUGUAGAAUGCCACCUCCUUUAAGGCUGCUGGAUUUGAUUUCAGAUAUGUGAGUGCCCCCCAAUAAUAAUCGCAGCGUCUAGCCCUUUCAGUAAGCCCUAUUAGUAACCCCAACUGGCUUAGCUGACAGCUCUCUGCUGGUGCCAUCUCCUCCCCACUCCUCCAUUGUAUAUCCUUCAAAGUGAGUGGUUCCUCAUCUUGGCUCUGCUUUUGAAACAUCUGGAAAAUUUUAUGAAGAUCAAGUGGAAUAAUUUAAUAUUUUCUGGUAGAUGGUAGAUGCUGGUUGCAGUCUUCUUUCUGCCUGAAAAGUGAGACUAGACCCUUACCUUUUUCUCCCUCUCCCGGACCAAAAGGAUUCUGUCGGUGAAAGGGUUUUGUGAAAUGCAAAGCUUUAUUCAAAUGUAAAUUAUAACCUUUACCUUCAGGAGAAGUCAAAGAUCUUUUUAUUUUUAACUUUUACUAUAGAAAACAUCAAACUGUAUAAAAGUAAAGAGAAUAAUAUAAUAAGCCCUUAUUAUGGAACAUCACUCAAUUUCAGAAAUAAUUCACAGCCAAUCCUAUUUUAUUUCUAUUCUCACCUACUAGCGCCUCACUGGAUUGUUUUUAUCAUAAAUUUAUAAAUAUUUCAGCAUGUAUCUCUGAAAGAUAAUCUUUUUAAAGCAGUAAUACUAUUAUCAUGCUUAAAAAUGAUCAAUAAUUGCUAUCAAAUAUUCAGUCAAUAUUCACAUUUCCUUACUUUUUGUUUCUUCAAAUGAGGGUCCAAAUGAAGCCCAAUUGCUUCAACUGAUAGGUCUCCUCAAACUCUUUUUAUGUAUAGAAUCUACCUCCAUCUCUUUUUUCCCCUUGUAAUUCACUUAUUGAAGAAACCAGGUCAUUGGUCUUGUAGAGUUUCUUUCAGUCUAGAUUUUAUUGGUGGCAUCCUCCUCAUUUAAAAAAAAUAAACUUAAUUUUAAAAAAAGAUUUAUUUAUUUGAGAGAGAGAGCAGGGUGAGAGGCAGAGAGAAAGCAUCCCAAAUAGACUCCCCACUCAGUGCUGAGCCUGACAACAACAGGGCUCAAUCUCAGGACCCUGGGAUCAUGACCUGAGCCGAAACAAGAGUUGGAUGCUCACCGGAUUGGGCCAUCCAGGCGCCCUUAAGCUUUAUUUUUUGUAGCAGUUUUAGAUUUACAGAAAAAGUUGUGAAGAUAGUACAGAGAGUUCCCACAUAAUUCCCCCAGUUUCCCUAUUAUUAAUAUCUUACAUUAGCAUGGUGUGUUUGUUACAAUAAUUGACCGAUAUCCAUACAUUAUUAUUAAUCAAAGUCCAUACUUUAUUUAGAUUUUACCUUAGCUUUCAUCUAACGUCCUUUUUCUGAUCCAGGAUCCUAUCUAGGAGACCACAUUAUUAAAUUUAGUCAUCAGGAAUCCUUAAGGUAUGCUUUGUUGAGACAGUUUCUCAGACUUUACUCAUAGUCAAUGACCUGAACAGUUCUGAGGUGUGGUGGUCAGGUAUUUUGUAGAAUGUCCCUCCAGUGGGGUUUAAUGAUUUUCUCAUGAUUAGACCAGGGUUAUGUCAUUUUGGGAGGAAGACAAGUAACAUGAAAUACCAUAUGCCUCACAUCGUAUCAAGGGUGCAUACUGUCAACAUGAUUUAUUACUGUUGAUGUUGACCUUGACUCACCUGGCUAGACUAAUGUUUGUCAGGUUCCUCCUCAAAGUCACAAAAUUGCUUCCCCCACUCCUUUCCACACUGUCCUCUUUGGAAGGAAGUCAUUAUUUACAGCACACACUUAAGGAGUGGUCAGUUGUGGGACACCUGGGUGGCUCAGUGGUUGAGUAUCUGCCUUCAGCUCAGGUUGUGAUACCGGGGAUCAUGGGAUCGAGUCCUGCAUCAGGCUCCCCACAGAGAGUCUGCUUCUCUCUCUGCCUAUGUCUCUGCCUCUCUCUGUGUGUCUCUCGUGAAUAAAUAAAGGAGUGAUCAGUUGUGCUCCACCUCCUGAGGGACACAGUAUAUGUCGAAAUCAUUUCAAUUCUUCUGCCUGGGAGAUGUCUCUUUCUGCUCAUUUAUUUGCUUCAUUAUUUUUUAAAGUAAGCUCUACACCCAACUUGGGGCUUGAACUCAAACAACCUCCAGGUGUGCUACUGACUGAGCCAGCCAGGUGCCUCUACUUGCGCAUUAUUUAUAUCAGAAUGGAUUUGCAGAUAUUUACUUUAUACUAUGGGUUAUAAUCCAAUACUACUUUAUUUUGUUGCUCCAAUUGUUUCAGCUUUGGCCACUGAGAACUCUUUCAGUUGGUUCUUAAGUCCCUGUCCCUUUGACAUACUCCUGUCAAUAUGGGUUUUUUUUUUCCAUUAAAAAAAAAAAGAUUUCUCACAUCACAAGAUGCUCCAGGUUUAUCAUGUAUCCAUUAGGUAUAUUUCUUGUCCCAGGGCUUGAAUCAGCCAUUUCUCCAAGGAGUCCAGUUCCUUUUAUUAGAAAAUGGUAUUGGAAAUCAAGCUCUGGGUACUGGGUAUGCUUUUUGCUACUGGGGUAUGACUGCUUCUAUCCCCUCACAGCUGACUGAGGAAAUUUGUGGACACUAACCCUUGUAUACACACAUACCUAUGACUAUUUUUAUAUGUAACCAUCUGUAUCUAAGUUAAUCUAAACACAAAUUUAUACUGAUGGCUCCAGCUCUAAUCCACUACCACAUGGAUCAGUUUAGCUUCUUCCUGAUAUUUAAAAGAUGUUCUUUUGUAUUUCUUAUAGAAUUGUAGUUAGAUCCAGAUUCAAGUUCAGGUUAUGACAAGAAUAUUUCAUAGUAGAUGGUGUGUUCUUCUGUCAUGAGGUACAUAAUAUCUGGUUUUCUUUUAGUGAUGUUAGCAGUCAUUGGUGGACAUUUCCUAUGAUCUAUUAAAGUUUAAAAAAUAGUAAAAUUAUGAUUGGCUAUAUCUUUUCUUCUUUGAUUAACUGGAAUACCCUAUAUGAACUUCCCCUCAUUAACUAUUUGGGAGCCCUGAGGUACAGCCCAUAAAAAAAAAAAAAAAUUAAAAAAAAGACAAGAUAAAUGCUGAAUGCUGAAUCCUUUUCUUCCUCCUCCUCCUCAUUAUUAUUUUAGGAUUCAAAUUAUAUUUAUUGAAUCAACGGAUUGAUUAUCUCAGAGACUCCCAAAAUUUCUCAGCUCUCUGUAACUUAAGGUGUCGGUGAAUUUUUCAUGGCCUCCUUAAGCCAAAGAAAUAGCUAUCAAUAUCAUUUACUAAUUAGUUAGGU
This is a messenger RNA of Canis lupus familiaris (dog), 6045 nucleotides long. It is a transcript of the gene NEK11, whose product is annotated as NIMA related kinase 11. The record is from RefSeq and is a predicted model, not a curated record. Gene Ontology annotation, biological process: protein phosphorylation. The transcript has 17 exons. Gene Ontology annotation, molecular function: ATP binding; protein kinase activity. NCBI's taxonomy places the organism in Eukaryota, Metazoa, Chordata, Mammalia, Carnivora, Canidae. Bases 239 to 2110 code for a protein of 623 amino acids.